This is a messenger RNA of Pelodiscus sinensis (Chinese soft-shelled turtle), 882 nucleotides long. NCBI's taxonomy places the organism in Eukaryota, Metazoa, Chordata, Testudines, Trionychidae. The record is from RefSeq and is a predicted model, not a curated record.
UCUUCCCUCCACUGCCACCAUGUCCCCCCCAUACGGUAUGCUUCAGCCCUCCUUACAGUUGAAAUUAACACCUUGAACUUCUCUGCAGAAAGCAUCCACAAACUGAAGGAGAAAGCAAAGAAGAGGAAAGGCCGAGGAUUUGGUUCAGAGGAAGGCUCAAGGGCCAGAGUUCGGGAGGACUAUGACAGCGUGGAACAAGAUGGGGAUGAACCUGGGCCUCAGAGAUCGGUGGAGGGUUGGAUUCUCUUUGUCACUGGAGUUCAUGAGGAGGCCACUGAAGAGGAUAUUCACGACAAGUUUGCAGAGUACGGCGAGAUAAAGAACAUCCACUUGAAUCUGGACAGACGAACGGGUUACCUGAAGGGAUACACUUUAGUAGAAUAUGAAACGUACAAAGAAGCCCAGGCAGCGAUGGAGAGCCUUAAUGGACAGGACCUGAUGGGGCAGCCAAUCAGCGUGGACUGGUGCUUUGUCAGGGGGCCUCCGAAAGGGAAAAGACGGAGCGGGCGUAGGCGCAGCAGGAGUCCGGAUAGGAGACGACGCUGAUCUCACAUUUCUCCAUUUCCUUUUGGCGAUUCCUAGAUGUAAAUUCUUGCUGUACAGCUCUGGAACCAGGAAGUCUCUUGUAGGCUGACUCCUGGCUCUAUCUCUUUCUGGGUUUUUAAUUGUGCUGCAUUUGAACCUAUAUGUUUUUGGACAGCUCUUGAUUUGUGUUUAGGACUUUUAAUCUCCUUUUGGCCUCAGAUCCCUCACACGAGAGAAGUCAUCCACGUGUAUUGAAUGGUUUUGGCAUGAGUGAUGCUGUAAAGGAAUCUCAUUUUGAAGGAGAAAUGUUACCCAUAAAUAUUGAAUAAAAAUCCGCUUUUUAUUUUUAUUUUAAAA